Messenger RNA from Trematomus bernacchii (emerald rockcod), 6144 nucleotides. Its product is annotated as guanine nucleotide exchange factor DBS-like. Gene Ontology annotation, cellular component: extrinsic component of membrane; cytoplasm. Gene Ontology annotation, biological process: positive regulation of Rho protein signal transduction; intracellular signal transduction. Gene Ontology annotation, molecular function: protein binding; guanyl-nucleotide exchange factor activity. The coding region runs from base 118 to 3651 and encodes 1177 amino acids. The record is from RefSeq and is a predicted model, not a curated record. NCBI's taxonomy places the organism in Eukaryota, Metazoa, Chordata, Actinopteri, Perciformes, Nototheniidae. The transcript has 34 exons.
CACGUCACAAGAUCUCUGUCCAUAUGACCCAGGGUGCGCUGCUCUAUUGUCAAAGAAGUGAAAGGAGCCACUGUCAACAGAGCUGAAGUCUUGAUCCACUACUUGCGAGAUUCAUUCAUGGGAGAGGGGAUGUCGGUCCCAGACGAUUUGGAGCAGACGCUGGAGGUGCUGUCGACAAUCAGUGAAAGGAAGCGGAAACAUAAAUCCACGCAGACCAGCAGACGAGAUGACAUCCUGCAGACUCAGGAUGGCACUCUGUGUGCGGCAGAAAUCGGCUCUGAACUCCAGAAACAGUUUGCCAUCCUACCAGGGGGCCGCGGGAUGAAUGGCAACCCCAUCAUCGUCUUACCAGAGUUCCCAGACUUCAGCGAGCUGGAGGAGGAGGAAGUCCAAAAUGUCCUCGGCUACCUCAGCAGCGUCCCCAGCGUUGCAGCAUCAGGAGUGGGUUUCAUCCUGGUUAUCGACAGGCGACUGGACCGAUGGGCUGCCGUCAGGACUACCCUGCUCCGCAUCGCAGGUUCAUUUCCAGGGAACUUACACUUGGUUCUGGUGUUGCGUCCGACUACUUUGUUCCAGAGGACUCUGUCAGACUUCCUGUUCAAGUACAACAGGGAUGAGUUCAAAAUGAAGGUGGUGAUGCUGAGUUCAGUGACUGAGCUCCAUGCCUAUAUCGACCCGGGACAACUGACCACAGAGCUGGGAGGAACGCAGGAGUACUCCCAUGAAAGCUGGAUCUCACACCGCACUGCAAUCGAGGCCUUCGCUCUGAUGGUGAAGACCACGGCGCAGACUCUGCAGGCGUUUGGCACUGAGCUCGCAGAGACAGAAUUACCCAACGAUACCGAGGCCACCACCGCCCUGCUGCACACGCACUCUCAGAAGAAGGACGAAAUGAAGGAGGACCUACAGGUGGCGCUGUCUCAAGGGGGGCGUCUGCUGGAGUGUAUAAACGAGCCUCUGCAGACGGACCCUGAAUACACCAUGACCUAUGAUGAACUGGAAAACUUAGCGACUGUCCAGAGACUCCUGGGUCAGCUGGAUGAAACAGAAACAGCCUUCGAUGACUUCUGGGAGCGUCACCGCACCAAGCUGGAGCAGUGCUUACAGCUGCGCCACUUCGAGAAGCACUUCCGUGAAGUGCGCACUCAGCUCGACGUGACAUCGGAGCGGUUGUCUGGUUUCUCUGAAGUCAGUGUAAGCCCCGCCCACGCUGAGCACGUCCUCCGAGAGCUCAGCGGACAUGAGGACAAAGCCUGUGACGCACUAGACCACGCAUUGUCCCUGGCCGGGGAAGGUGACCGGCUGAUAGAAAACUCGCACUAUGCCGAGGACUCCAUCAGGCCGAAGUGCAGCGAGCUGAGAGGAGUGUGUGAGGAGAUCAGCUGCACCCUGAGGAGCAAGAAGAGCCUCCUGCUCAGAGCCAUGGAGCUGCACCACGCUCUGGAGAAGGCGUCUCGGUGGUGUGAGGAGGGCAUCUUCCUGUUGGCCAGCCAGCCUGUGGACCGCUGUCAGUCUCAAGAUGGAGCUGAGGCCGCUUUACAGGAGCUGGAGCGGUACCUGGACACCGGGUCGCUGCACACGCUCACCGACCGCAGCGCCAUCUGCUGCCAGUACGAGGCGGUGAUCACCUCUCAGCUCAGGGAUCAGGUAGAGAAGGUGUUCCAGAAGCAGAGCUCGGUCCAGGAGAUGUUUGAGAAGAGACGCGUCAGCCUGAAGAAGCUCGCCGCCAAACAGACCAGACCCGUCCAGCCAGUCGCUCCCAGACCUGAAGUCAAGUCCCCGCUCUCCUCUCCCAAUCAACAGAGAAAAGAGAGGAGAUACUCGGCUGAUAAUGCCAUCUGUAAAAGGGUGGAGUCUCCCAUACAUAACGGUGGCACUAGACAUGUGUCUCUCUCAGAAGAAGAGGAAAACCUGGCAGUACUUCGGCGCCACGUGAUGAAUGAGCUUCUGGAGACGGAGAGAGCUUAUGUGGAGGAGCUGCUGUGCGUGCUGGAGGGCUAUGCAGCGGAGAUGGAGAACCCAGCCAUGGCUCACCUCAUCCCCAGCACCCUGCUGAGCAAGAGGGUCGUUCUGUUUGGAAACAUGUCUGAAAUCUACCAGUUUCAUAAGAGGACGUUUCUAAAGGAACUGGAAGCGUACACUGACUGCCCAGAACUAGUGGGCCGCUGCUUUUUAGAGAGGAUGAAGGACCUGCAGAUCUACGAGGCGUACUGUCAGAAUAAACCUCGCUCUGAGAGUUUGUGGAGACAGUGCUCCGACUGUGCCUUCUUCCAGGAGUGCCAGAAGAAGCUGGAACAUAAACUUGGUUUGGACUCCUACCUCCUUAAACCUGUCCAGAGAAUCACCAAGUACCAGCUCCUGCUAAAGGAGUUGUUGAAGUACAGUAAGGGGUGUGAUGGCUGUGAUGACCUGCAGGAAGCUCUCUCCUCCAUCCUGGGGAUCCUGAAGGCUGUGAACGACUCCAUGCACCUCAUCGCCAUCACAGGAUACGAGGGUAACCUGUCAGAUCUGGGUCGUCUGAUGAUGCAGGGCUCCUUCAGCGUGUGGACGGAGCAUAAGAAAGGUCACGCCAAGGUUAAAGAUCUGGCCCGGUUUAAGCCCAUGCAGCGGCACCUGUUCCUGCACCAGAAGGCCCUGCUGUUCUGCAAGAGGAGGGAGGAGAACGGGGAGGGCUACGAGAAAGCUCCGUCGUACAGCUUCAAACACUCCCUCAGUAUGAGUGCGGUGGGCUUCACAGAGAACGCUAAAGGAGACAACAAGAAGUUUGAGAUCUGGUGUAACUCAAGAGAUGAAGUUUUUAUAGUCCAGGCUCCAACAACAGAGAUUAAAACAUCGUGGGUGAACGAGAUCCGCAAAGUUCUGACGCAGCAGCUCAAAGCCUGCAGAGUCAAUGUUUCAGAUGCCAGUCAGCAGAAGAGCUCAGACUCCGUGUUCCAGAAUCCCGCCAGCAACAACUCCUCCAUCUCCCUCAGUCCCUUUCGUAGUAGUGGUUCGAAAAGCCAGAAGAAGACAGAGGAGAAGAAGGCGGAGGCGAACACGAUGUCCGAUUCCUCUUCUUCACCCAAACACAAAGAUGACCCAGUGACCAGUCCCACCACUGACAGGUCUGCAGUGGCUAGAAAGCGUUUUACUUUGCAGGGCUUCAGCACUCUCAAGAGUCCCAAAGGCUCGGCCAUGAGCCCCGAGCACGGCUCCAAACGCCACUUGGUCAAGAGUGACCCCACACCGUUUGGGUUUAAAGGCUGGAACAAGGCGUCUCUCUCGGUGGACGCCUCAGAAGAGAAUGAUGGGUACUCCAGCAGCGAGGACCCCAUGAACUCUGACCCCGAGGACGACGUAGGGAAGAAGCUGGCUCCAGGAAAGUAUACAGUGUUUGCAGACUGCGAGAAGGCGGGACCUCAAGAGCUGUCAGUCAAGAGUGGAGACAUGGUGCAGCUGAUCAGAGAAGGAGAGGAGGAACAGUGGUUUGUGAAGAACCUCCGCAGCAGUAAGGAGGGCUGGGUCGCUGCAGCAAACCUCCUCAGCCUCAUCUCAGAGUCGAAGUCCUCUCAGUCGCUCAGCAGCUCAGCAGAUGGCAGCGUCUCUGGGAACAUCAGCACUUCCUCCAGCUGCAGCGAGACAUACACCAGCUUCUCCGACAUCAAACCCUGACCUGGAUCCAUCACAGAACAAUGUCCAUGUGGAUUUACAACAAAAAGCCCUAAAGCAGACCCUGACAGGAGGACGAAUCAAAUCACAGAGACCAUCCACGUCACAGUUUGAGGAUCCAUCUAUAAAUCAAUCAUCUCUGAAUCUGCGGAUGUUGCCAGUGUUUUAGCUGAGUCAUCAACACCCCUCUUUCUUACAGUAUUACUUUCUCAUUUUAGAUUAUUUCACCUUUAAAGUUAUUAACAUGUAAGGUAUGUUCACAGUGGCAGAUACUUGGAAUAACAUCAGGGAGAAGUAGUUUCACAUCAUACAGUCACGUCAGGCCUUCUUUAUAAAAAUAACAUCACUGUAAACUACAGAUAAAAGUCUUCAGUCUAUUAUUUAACCCAUUUGGUUAUGUAGCAUUAAAGUGGGCACAUUUAAAAAUAUCUGCGCUACAAUGAACUCCUUCAACAUCACAGCAUAGCGAUAGAUUCUUGUGUCAAACAGCGACAGGAAUAGAUGCUAUCAGACCGGCCUUUCACACCAUGCUUUAGUGUCAGACAUUAAUCGCACACUGUGAAAACUGGCAGCUGGCUGCAACAAGAAAAAGCUUUCGGUGCAUCGUGGAGCAGGUCACACCUUCAGGCCGUCUUACUGGAAGUCUGGUCACCUCUUUGUACGUAAGGUCAUAAUGUCUGGCGGGCAAACGGUGUCAAAUAUUCAAGAAUGCUGUAUUCCCCCCAUGUCGUCGAUAAGAGCUUCCCUGGUUUCACCGUAUUAACUUAUAUAAUUCAUCACUUGGUGAAUGUCACCCACAGCGCCACCCGGUGGGCAGAUGUCAUGCAGCUACACAUGAAAUCACUUAACAGAGCGGCAGCUUGGAACAACUUUUAAAACCUCUUUUCUUUUUCCAAGAGUGAUUGUCUAACUGGGUUCUGCACUGCUCUGGGUUUACCUCUCAGGAAGGUGUGUGGGCAGGCAGGUGUGACUGCAUACCUGUGUGUCUACCACAUGUCUUUGUGUGUGAGUGUGUGUGCAUUCAACUCCAACUGGCUAUUUAGCCGCAGACAGCAGCUGGAUCAGAGCUACAUAUUAGGAUAUUUCAGCUCAAUUACUCAUGCUUUUACCUGCUGGGUUAGUUUCUCAUUGGGAAAAGUUAAUUAAUAACCAUUUUAGGGACUACUUGGACAGAAAAGUCUCAAUACUCUGCACACAAAUCCAGUUUGUGUGUCAUGGCCUAUCUUUGGUUUGCACUGCAGCAACAAAAGCAGCUUUGUCCCUCCCUCUGCUCCCAGCCCCGUUCAGGCAUGUGACAGCAGCCACCUCUCCUCAAGCAGGGCUAACCCGGAGACUUUUCUCAAUGUGUUUGCACCACAGGCCCUGCAGCGAAAUGUGUUGUGAUGAUGUAGCAAGGCAAUUGCAUAACAAGGUGCAUCAAGUUUUUGACGUUUUGAGUAGGCUAAUAUGGCACUGUAGUGGGAACCAGGAUACAGGUUGAUGACACAUCUCUGACAACCAGCUGCUGUGACACACACACACACACACACACACGUGCACGCGCACACACACACACACACACACACACACACUCAAAGAACCUGUGCUAUUCUGAACAUUGAAUGACACCUUUUUUCUUACGUGGUUUUUCAAAGGUGUUUUUGAUACCCCUAGAUUUCUACUGUAUCCACGAGGCGCACUGUAAAACUCUUCCUUUUUCCAUUUUUAAUGUCGAAUGUGUGACUGUUGUUAAAAACAGAAAAGGUGCAGCAUGCUGUUACACUAAAAACCAGCCCCGCCCGUUUAUUACUUAAUAAAUGGGUUGUAUUUGUCCAUCACUGUGGUUUUGUUCAAUUCGACCCUGAUUUGAGCUUUUUGCUGAAAACCACUUUUAUACGCAUGUCCUCCCUGUGAAAGGAACGAUUUUUCUCCAGAAAAAGGAAGCUUAAUUAUAAACCAGAGAGUAAACUGAGGCUGGCAUUGUGUGUGGAUCCAUGUCAGAGUGGGAAAUGUACUUUACACUUGUACAGAUGUGUCCUCUAUACCUCACAUUGUUUCCCUCGAGAGCAUGUACAUUGUGAAGCGGAUCAUGAGUCUGUGCAUCAUCUCUCUUUGUGGCAUGAUCUUCAUACUCCUGUCGCUUCAAAGCCCUGAACAAGGCAAGUAUUUUUUACCAGGCACUGUUGUAUUCUGUGAGAGUUUAUUUUCUGCCCUCAUAAAGCUGACACGGGCACUAAACUUGUCAGCGUUCUAUCAUGAUCACUCAAUAAGUUAUUGAAUAAUUUGUACUUUUUGACUCGGAGGCCGGGGAGACGAGAAGGGUUCUAUUUUUUUGUUUCUUUUUAUGCAGCACAUUGCAGCAACCACUGUCUUUAUUUUCCUAUUGUAUCUACUGAGUAUGGUGUUGAUAUAAAUAUAUUAUAAUGAGAUAUAUCCGUGUAUAUUUGUAAAUAUGUAAUUCUGAAUUGUAUGUAAAAUGAACAGCAGCUUUAAUAAAGUCUGAGAUGGUUUCCUCUA